UUCCCUUCCCCGGCGCCCCCUGCCUUGCUCUCCCGCCCCCUCCCCCGGUUCUCCAGCCUCCCCAUUCAUUAGGUCCCCGCCCGCCCAUUCCGGGACUGCGACCUCGGGAUGCUUGGCACCUCCAUGGAAGUUUAGGGCCCGGACUGUGCAGCCCUAAAUUCGGCCCCGACAAGGGGACGCAGCCCUCGCUGCCCUGCCCGCAGGCCGGGGAAGACGGAGGAAGAUGUCUGUGCCCAGGCGGAUGCUGCGCGUCUCCAAUCGCUCCCUGUUCGCCUUCAUCUUCUUCUUCUCCCUGUCCUCGUCCUGCCUCUACUUCAUCUACGUGGCUCCCGGCAUCGCCAACACAUACCUCUUUAUGGUCCAAGCUCGAGGAAUAAUGUUGAAAGAAAAUGUGAAAACAAUAGGACAUAUGAUAAGGCUAUACACAAACAAAAACUCGACAGUCAACGGUACAGAUUAUCCUGAAGGCAAUAAUUCAAGUGAUUAUCUUGUUCAAACAACAACAUAUCUUCCAGAAAAUUUCACCUAUUCACCAUACCUCCCCUGCCCAGAAAAACUGCCUUAUAUGCGAGGAUUCCUCAAUGUCAAUGUAAGUGAAGUCAGUUUUGAUGAAAUUCAUCAACUUUUCUCCAAAGACUUGGAUUAUUGAACCAGUGAGGGACACUGGAGGCCUAAGGACUGUAAACCUAGAUGGAAGGUGGCAGUUCUCAUUCCUUUCCGCAAUCGCCAUGAACAUCUUCCAAUUUUUUUCUUACAUCUGAUUCCAAUGCUUCAGAAACAGCGGCUAGAAUUUGCUUUUUAUGUCAUCGAGCAGACGGGUACACAGCCUUUUAAUCGGGCCAUGCUUUUCAAUGUGGGCUUCAAAGAGGCCAUGAAAGACAGUGUCUGGGACUGUGUGAUCUUCCAUGAUGUGGAUCAUCUACCUGAAAAUGACCGGAACUAUUAUGGAUGUGGGGAAAUGCCUCGUCACUUUGCAACAAAGCUGGAUAAAUACAUGUAUAUACUUCCAUACAAAGAAUUUUUUGGUGGUGUAAGUGGACUAACUGUGGAGCAAUUUAGAAAGAUAAAUGGCUUUCCUAAUGCCUUCUGGGGAUGGGGAGGAGAAGAUGAUGAUCUGUGGAAUAGAGUUCACUAUGCUGGAUAUAAUGUAACAAGACCAGAGGGAGAUUUGGGAAAGUACAAAUCUAUUCCUCAUCAUCACAGAGGGGAAGUUCAGUUUUUAGGACGGUAUAAAUUACUAAGAUAUUCGAAAGAACGUCAGUACAUCGAUGGAUUGAAUAAUUUAAUAUGCACACCAAAAGUACUGGUUGAUAGGUUGUAUACAAAUAUAUCUGUAAACCUCACGCCAGAGUUAGCUCCGAUUGAAGACUAUUAAAAGAAGUAGCCUUCAUGGCUGGCUGGAUCACAAUGCUGGAUAAUAAACUUAUAGCAAACUCUUAGUGGAGGACUGUGAACGGAUGUGUCCCAGUGCCCUGUGAGAUGAGCUAAGAGGCCCCAGUGUUUACAGUGCAGGAUCAUCGAGUCAGCCUCGUCCCACUCAUCCUGUACAUGGAAAUACCCCAUGGGAACUGCAGCAGACACCAGAUGCCAUUGCUUAAGACUGGAAGUUAAGGGGACUCCUUACAAAGAGAACAUUUUUAUACUGAAAUCUGUAAUUUAAUUGAAGAGAAUGCUUUAUUUCUGUUUAAACCUAUUUUGUACAUAUGUGAUAUAAAGUAAUGUGUUCAACAUGUUGAGAACUUAGAUGUGUUGCAGUUUUGCAUGCGAUUGGUUAUGCCUUUAUGGGAUUUUUAUAGACAUUUUUUAUUUGCAUGGGGAAACCAGUGUAAAUUUAUGUCAUUAAACAAAGGUUAACCCUUGUGUGAAAUGAAGGAACUGUCAAUAAUUGACAGGCAACUAAUACAGUAAACUGUUAUACUAGUUUUGAGCUAUAGACCUUCAGUCUUUUGUGUGGAAGAAGUACAGCUCUCCUAGAGUUUUAAAGGGUGAGAAAGGGAGGGCUUAAACAGCUUUUUCUUCCUUAUAGGAUCACCUAUUUUAUUCCUUGCUUGCAAUCUCAUCAGAUUUUGCUAAAUCACAACCAUAUUGUUUAUGCAUAUUGCAUGAGUAUUACCAAGAAAAAAAUCUUAAAAGUUGUGAUGUAACAUGAUAUAAAGGAUCUUUUUUUUUAAUGUUAAUUGUCUUUCAUGUACCUCUGGUGUGAGUGUCAAGGAUUUUGUGUCUCAAAAUGUUCUGUGUGUUUGUAUUUUCUUUUGAAAAAAAAAACUUUAUUUUUUUUUUAAAUUCUUAGUGAAUAACAGUUUCAUUAUUUCCAUUUCAGAAAGAAAACCAAAAAGAAAACUUUAUUUAAAAAAAUAAGGACCACUUUCUUUUACAAGAAUGAGCUUUUGGAAAGUGCAGUACUACUUAAAAUAUACAAAUGGAUUAUACUAUUAGAUAAAUGUUCUAUUUUUAUGAAGAUAAAUGUUUAAUAGAUUAAAACAAAUUUUAAUUCUUAGAUUCUUGGAAUUUCAGGUUUUGAAGAGAUCCCUUAUUGACAAAUUUUAUUCAGAUCAUUUUCAUUUACAAAUUAUAUCUCUGAUAUAAAUUAUUAAAAUAUUCUCAUUAAAAACAUAAAUGAACAGAACUAUGUUAAAAUACACAAUCAGUUAUUCAAUAUAUGUUAUGAAAUGCUUCUCUGAAAACAGGUCUCACUAUCUGACAUCAAAGACAUUACUUUCCUCUAAAGUUUGACUGCUAUUUUUAUGGCAAUACCAGACCAUAUCCUUGCUUUGAAAACUAUUAUUGUUAACCAAAGAUUAUUUAAAAUAUUCAGAUAUUUUCACAAGCUUAAAGCGAAACAUUGUAUAUUUGUAAGGUGAAUUUACAGCAAUGCAGAACAAUAGAAAUUUAUAAGUGAGAACUACUUUUAUUAUGUUUGCUCAUGAGUUGUUCACCUAAAAUAGAAAUAUGGUUAUCUUAGGUUGUAAUUUUUAUUUCGAGGUAUCAUAUUGAGCAUUAUUGCUGACUCAAAUGACCAUAAACAAGAUCAUGAAAAAUUGAUUUUCAAUACUUCAAAAAAAAUUGGUGGACCUAACAUACCAAACAGGAUUGUCCAAAACUUGUUUCUUAGAAAUAGUUCUAAAUACUUAACUCUACCUUUUUGUGUGCUAUUACUCAAAAUAAUGAGAAAUUAAACAUUAUGAAAAAUAAUAUCUUAAAAAAUUAUGUUAUUUUCUGUCCUGUAGUCAGUGUAGUUUUAAAAUUUAAGUGAAAGAAAGUGGACGGUGAAUGUUAAUAUUUGUUGAUUAUCUAAAGAUGGUAAGGACAUAGGAGCAUAACUAACAUAUUUUAGGUGGGGGAAAAUUAGGGCUGUUUUUGAAUUUUAUUAGUAAAACAUUUUUAUUUUUGAUGUGGUACUUCCCACAUUUUGGAGUCUUUUAAUUUUGAUACACAUUUUUCAACUUAAAGAGGACUCAGUACUACUUGUUUUGCCUAUUUUCUUGAAUUACAUUUAAUUAAUUUUUUUGAGAAGUGGUACAAAAUGUUUUCUUUUUUAAAAUUUUCAAUGUGAUAUACUGUUCUGUAAAAGUAAUUACAUUUUUGUUUUGCCUUUUUAGUACAUACUUAAAAUUGAUUUUGCCUAUAAUUAAUGAUUUUGUUAUAUUUUCAUAAGAGAGACAGAGCUUUGUCCAGUUCUUAUUUCUAUGAAAACAAAUGUUUCAUAAAUAUUAACAAAUGCCUUGAAAAUACAAACUAACAUGUUUAUGUCUAAUGAAAUGAUUCGUGAACAUACUGAUUACCUGCUUGGUAUUAGGUGCAAUGCUCGAUUUAUCUACAGAGAAAAUAUUUAUUUCAUUUGCUAAAAAAUCAAAUAGGUUGAAACCUUUUAAAAUGAUGAAGAUAGUCUUAGAAACUUAUCUCUUAUAUUUUCAGUUUCAAAGUCAAGUAAUUGUAGACAUUUUUUAUGAAGUUCCUACGGCACUAUUGGGAAAGUUAUAUAGUGUCUCUCAGCUAGGAAGUAAGAAUGAUUAAUGGGCUUACUUGUUGAAAAGGUUAAAAGUGCUCAUAUCUGUAUUGUCAUUGUUUAAUUCACAGUGGAAUUAGUUAUUUCAGUCUGUGCCAGAACUAGAAUUUAGUGAAUAUUUCUUUAAUUUGGAUUUGUUUAUAUUUUAUGAAAAUGUAUUCAGUAAGGAAACCUUAUUUACAUUCUUAUGUAAAUAAAAAUAUAUCAGAAACUUGCUUUACUUCUUUCUCAGAAAUGAUAUUAAUAUCCAUUUUCAGACAAAGUGAAAAAUAUCUAAUACACUAGUCUCCUCCUUUGGGAGACUUCCUACAAAUGAAGGCAUAUUUUGUAUAAUUUUAUUUGGCCUUUGCUUAUCUCUUAUAAUUCUUUGCAUACAUUUCAGGUGAAUAUUGCUAUUUUCUAUUUAUUACCUUUUAUUUGCAAAUAUGCCAACUGAGAGAACUAAAAUCUUCUAGCACUGUUUAUCAGAAAAAAGUGUACUUAAAAUUAUUUUAUUUAUUAAGAUCUGAAAGGCUUCUACAUAAAUGCACUGAAAUAAAUGCUAGCAAUUUCUUGUACUCAUUUUAUUUUGCUUCUCAUAGAAAUGUUUGUACUUUUUUAUCAUUGUCUUUUAUGAAAUAUAAUGUUCUAAAUAA
Molecule: messenger RNA, 4641 nt
Organism: Suncus etruscus (white-toothed pygmy shrew)
Lineage: Eukaryota; Metazoa; Chordata; Mammalia; Eulipotyphla; Soricidae
Gene: B4GALT6
Product: beta-1,4-galactosyltransferase 6
Exons: 9
Coding region: 767-1375 (202 amino acids)
Biological process (GO): glycosphingolipid biosynthetic process; carbohydrate metabolic process
Molecular function (GO): UDP-galactose:glucosylceramide beta-1,4-galactosyltransferase activity
Source: RefSeq, a predicted model, not a curated record